AUGUCUCAUAUGGCUCCUCAUUCUGGAGGCGCUGUCCCAGCUAAGCGCCACAGCCGAGCCAACGCUGAUGAGCCUGACGAUCUUUUCCCUGAUAUCCCGGAAGCCAAGAAGCGAAAGUUUAUCCUUGUCGAAGAUAAUGUGCGUGGAUCUCGCCUCCGUGUCAGGGUAACCCUCGAGGGGGUUGAUACCAAUGAGAUCCCGGAUAGCUUCCGCAAGGGUGCAAGUGUCUUCCCUCGCAGCUACUUCCCACGAGAGAUGCAGAGUCCCCCUCCCAGCGCGACUGGAUCGCGCUUCUUUGGUGAUGACCAAGACGACGAUGGCAUCGAGGAAACUGAGGGCCGCGAGUCCAGCCGUCGUGGGGCUAACAGGAGUGGCAAGGAGAUGGUCAAGGUUCCCAUGGGUGAGUCCACCGGGGAAAUUGCUAUCCCCCGAAUGAGGAAGUCCAUCCGAGGCAGGGAAGUCCGCCUUAAUGACUUGGGUUAUCGCAUGGCCUGGCUCCAAAGCCGAGUCUUUGCUGGCCGAACUGUCUUUUUGCAACGAGCAUUGGAUUGUUACCGCAACAAAACCCGAGCUGCCAUUGAGAGCGUUAUGCAAGAUGUUAAGACUGUUGCUCCUCACUAUGAGACUCGCGCCGGCAAGAGGCGAUGGAACGAACGUAUGCGACGUGGAGAGAAGAAGGACGACGAGUAAACCCCAUCGACUUUCUGUUUGAUCUCGUGUCAUCGACAAACAAGAAACCGAAACAUUGCCCUUUUUGUUUUUGUUUAAACCGCACCACUUGCAGCAUCGAUAUUAGAGAUUGGUUCUCAUUGCUUGUCUGAUAUUCAACGAUACCAUUCUGCGACCGGAUCUAAUUGGGUAUACAAUCUUCUUUUUAUUACCCCAAUCUUGGUCCUUUCCUGCCUCACUUGUAAUGCUGUCGUUAUUGCAUACAAGUUUUCUUUUUCAGUGUACGCCAGUCAGUUUCUCAGAAGGGUUUAUUUUUUGCACAUCGAGUGCUCCGGCAUGCAAAACACCCAGCGACUCCUGUAUAUUAAUGUUGGAACGGGAGUGAUGCGGGCUUCAUGGAGUCAGAGACGUACAUACCUUUUGCUUCCGAUUUUAACAUCGAAGUGGCAAUUUAUAAAAGCGGCCUCCCAGUAACAGCUGGUGCAGCCUGUGGAUGGGGUAAUCACAUAUGGGAGCGUCAAGGGUCGAAAUAGGGAAGGGGCUUGUUUUUUUGGUAUUUGGUCUAAAGCUACCGAGUGGCUAUCUCUUGUCCUAAUGCCAUGUAUUUAUUG
Messenger RNA from Fusarium graminearum PH-1, 1280 nucleotides. RefSeq lists its product as uncharacterized. NCBI's taxonomy places the organism in Eukaryota, Fungi, Ascomycota, Sordariomycetes, Hypocreales, Nectriaceae. Bases 1 to 690 code for a protein of 229 amino acids. The transcript is spliced from 2 exons. The record is from RefSeq and is a predicted model, not a curated record.